AUCAAAUUUGUCAACCGCCAUGUGGUCCCAGUAAACGGCCAUAGGACUAACGCAAAUCCAACUUAGGAAGUCUCGACCUAGCUGCAAUAAACCGCGUUGGUUGCUGGAAAGUACUUCUUUCACCUACUAGAUGUGCAAUCCCCGUGGCUAACCACCCACAACACUUCUUGCAGUAAACAACUUCAACAUUGUGUCAUCCACGAAUAUUUUCUCUUUCAAUCCUACCUACUCGAUUAUUACUCUUCGCACAUGGAGUGAACUAUUCGAUGAGGACACAAUAUAGAUAGUUUCUUCAAUCACUGCUUUCAGGACGCUUUGGAACCCUUGGUCCUAAUCAUCCUCGCGUUUUCUCCUUGCUCGUUGUUAUUAGCAAAUACCCUUUAUUUCCUCAAAUCAAUUGUACCCUGUCGAGAAACUCCUUUCCGUUCCCUUCAUCUUCACCCCCUACUUCAUUCCGCAUAAGUGAUAUUGAUACCCACAUCACACCCUUCGUCUUCGCCCACUCAAUUCAUCGGCUUCGAUGGAGUUUGAAGAAAUUCAAGCCCCACCUGGGGUUUUAAGGAGUUUGUUCCAUCAUGUUGCAUUGCCCUCAAAGCUUCCAGGGGGAGCUGAAUCUAACAUCACCGACAUUGAACGCGGACUUCUAGAUCGAUUGAUCGCUGCGACUAAGAUCCUGGAAAACAUACAGCAAGACGAUGUCUGCCGGCGUGCUUGGAGCUCUAUUAGGCGGUCUCUCUUAUUCGGCAAGGCCCUAAACAUUGGUGGCAAGAUAGAACGAAGCCAGCUGGCUUCGCAUCUGAGACAGCUUCACAAUUCUGACCUUGUCAUCCUCCACGUAGCUGCCCAGAAUGCUGGAGUAGUCAUCCACAAACCCGUUGACCCCGAACUUCGUGGAAAUAUCCUCUUUGAGGCUUUCGAAGCUUCGCCCAAGCGAGAGCCAGUGCUUGCCUCACAGACACUUUCAUGGACUUUCCCCGGAACUGCUGUUUUAGUGCCCUCGGAAGUAUUCUACAAGGACUCGUUUCUGGAAAGCCUGACUGCCUUCUUCGAGCAAGUUUCGGUCGAAUCAACCCAGAAGUUCUCUGAGUAUGCUAUAAAAGCAGGAAAGGCCAUUGCGGAGGAUAGAGAAAAUCCCGAUCCCGCCUUAAUCACAUCCUUCCUAACCGCAAUACUUGAAGCCAAUGGUAAGCGCAUUUCGCCCAAGACCCUCCGAAAAAGAGUCAGAGACGAAGUAUGCUGGUUUGAUAGUGGGUCGCCGUGGCGAAGGUUGCCCUAUUGGCUUGUCCUUCGGGUCAGCAUCGCUCGAUAUUUGGCAAUGAUGCUUGGCGGAGCACAUGGCAGAAUACAGUACAAAUUCCUUAUGUGUAUUAUACACGGAAUGGUACUUAAUGAUAUCAGAAAUAUUGCUACCCUAGAGGAUCAAGAUUUCCUUAAGAGAAAACUCUGCCGUCGACUUUAUAAACUUGAUCGAGAUCACCUGGAACAACCACAGGAAACCCAAAGGUCUUAUGAUGCAUUGAUCAAUCACUUGGCCCCUCGGUUUACUAGAGUGAUUCGAGCUACUGCUACUAGGAUCGAAAAGGCUUGGGAGCAAGAAAAACAGCAAACAACCAAGGUCAUACCUCAGCUUCCUAGACAAUCAGAGCCGAAGGAUCAAAAGUUGAGUCUUAACUUAAGUCGCGAGUACCUAGCCCAGGCUCAGGAGAGACAUCAGAAUAAUUUGCGUUUAUGGAAGCCCCCUAAACGUCGCAGGGCUCCUCAGCCAUCUAAACAACACAUUCAGGCUUUUGGGAACAAGUUACUUUCUCUAUUCGAUAAAGAGAAUCAGAUGUGCAUGUCUGCGACCAAUCUUCCUUGCAAUUCCGUCGACGCCUCCGCUCAAAUCCUAGAACUUCACCAGGCUAUUCUAGACUACAUUGGUCAAAUUAACGGCGACUACGACGGCAAUGCGGAACAGAAGGGCAUAAUGCUCCUAGCAUUGAUGGAGACAUGGACUGCUCUUGAUAAAGCCGCAUGUGAUAUGUUUCCUCUUUUGUAUGACUUCCACCCUGUAUUCACUCCACGGCUGGUCGAGGUACUCCACCUGUCACUCUUUUCGGACGUCGUACGAGCCCGAAAAGUCGAGUCCUAUAUUAGGUGUCGAGUAUCUAGGUCUAAGGGAACCCCUAAUACGCUAUUCGAUAAUCCAUGUAAGGGCUGCUUCGCAGAAAGGUUUUUUGACGCAUCGGAUGACGGAUUCAACGAUACUACUUCGCUGAAAGAGCUCCUAAGGAAUAUACAAUCGAUGGCAGAUCAACAGCGCGAAAAGAAAGAAAGGGAGUGGCAGGAAAUGAGUUCUGAAUACGAUAGACUAACUCGAGAAUACGAUUCUUCAACCUGCAUCUACUAUGAGUCAGUAAAUGCCUCACACCCGAUACAUUACGCCUCUGUAUGCCCGAAAUGCCAAUUUGAUCGAGAAAGAUCUCAAAUGAAAAUCACUACGUUCGAAUCGCCGCUCCCGGAGAAUACCGUAAUGGCAAAGGCUGUCGUAUUCGAACUCAGGUGCCCUGAGGAGCUCGCUGCAUAUCGCGAUGCUACAUGGGCAAUACUGAGUCGUGUUGCAAAACAAAUUCAGGAGCCAGGGGUUAAGCCGAAAGUGUGCCUAGAAGACUAUUCGAGGUUACAAAUGUAUUCUCAAGCCACUGGAGAUAUAUCUCUCGCCUCGACAACCAAGUCAUUCCUCAUGACUCAUUAUAGGGAUAGCAAAUUCCCAGUCGACCUUAACCAAGUUAUUCUCCCGAAUGGGCUUAAAUUCGCAUAUUUUGAUAAAGCAUCCCAAUGUUGGCCUGGAAACAAAGAUGCCCGCCCUACUUUUGAACAUCACUGCAAGUUAACGCUUCCAGCAAACUCGCCGUUCUUGGCGCUCCUCGACUCCAGAAGUUUCAACGUCUACGGUAAUGGGCCAUCCUCGUAUGAAGUUUCGGCAUCUCAUCCAAGCUGUCCCUCUAGCCUCAAUGCACAUGAAUAUGCCGCAUUUCAAUAUCUCCUCUCAGGCAAGCGUCGCCGAUGGUUGACGAUCCUCACGGAGCUCGGUUCAUCUAAUCUGAACUUAUCUACUGAAACAACUGUGUUGUUGUUUGACCACUUGGUACAUCAAAUUGGCCCGUCGGAAGAACACGACGAAAUAUUUGGAACAGUUCACUAUGUCUUUCGGGAUGCUCCAUUUUGCAACGCCCUACUGAAGCAGCUUACUGCGAAGCUUGAGGCAAUUGCAUCUAACUGGCGUGAGACACAUUUGAUGGAGAUUAUUAUCAUGCUAACUUUACGAUUGAUAACAUUCACCACAUCCCUAUCGGACAUGAGCAGCUUCGCGAAAACAGCGCUAGGCCUCCUUUUAGAAGCGAGACAGGUUACCCUCCAAUGGGCAAGGAUGUUACGAAAAGAGAUGGACCACGGCGACGGAUCAGAUGACCAAAGAAAUUACCAAUCGUAUUUGCUAUGGGCAGCUCUCCUUUGUAAAAGGACCUUCGCCUCAUAUCAGAUGCCAAUCGACCAAGAUCUAGAGCCAAACGAACUCUCUAUAUUCGUUGAAUGUAGCGCCACCGUCUAUGACAACAUGCCAGAUAACGUUGGUUCCUUGGGGAGGAUAUUGAAAAACACGUUUGUUCGAGAUUUAAGGAUGACAUACGAUCUUAAGGAUCAAUUGCAGGCGCUAAUCGAACAAUGCGGAAAACAUGCCAUACUUAUUGCAUUGAAAUCCUUGUGGCCACCGGCCGAAUCAAAAUCAAUAUCUGGCAUCACGUUCGGAUCCAAUGGUUGGCUUAAGAUUGAACUUGAGGGCUACCAUGAGGAAGUUGAAUUUUUAGAGUACAACUACGUUUUCGGUAUCUUACUAGUAGAUGGAGAACCACUUAGUAAACUUACGGCCGAUUCUAAGAUUACCAUCAUUCUCGAGGAACUAUUUGGAGGACCAAUUAGCCUCAGAAAAUGGCCCUCGAAAAGCCCGGGAAUGACAUAUGUGCUGGCAGUAUCCCCUAAAGGCUAUCAAAUUCAUGUUGGAUACGCUGAUAGGGGGACAAUUAUUCACGCUACCAAAGGUACAGGAAUGAAUAGGCAAACUUUGGAGAUCAUCCCGAGAGAAAUUUUCUACCAAAAGAGCCAGUUCGACAUUCCGGCAGCUCUCAUUGAGAAUUGUAUCCAUUGGCUUGAUCUCACAACCGGAAUUCUUGAAAUCCGGUCUAAAUCGAGAAACAUUUGGAAGCCGCAUCACCACAACUGGAAAUUGGACACCUACACGUCUACCUGCUCACGAUUCACCCUCAAUGGGAAGUUCAAAGAAACGCUAAUUGACCCCUACUCUCCACUGUUCAACCGAGUGUCAAAUAUUUUCUUGUACUUUGAGUUGGCAAAGUACCUAACUAUUUAUCAGCAAGGGGGCAAAUAUUCACUUGCUGUUGAAAUGCCUCGUCUGCAAUUGAAGUGGCAUGUAAAUAAGAACCGGAUGUUAGAAUCAUCGCAUCUACGGGCUGAGAUCGAUCCUUGUCAAGAUAUCGACACUUGGCACGGCUUUGACAGCAAACUCGUCUGUCGCAAUUUGAGAAUCUCUCAGGAACGCUUCGUCCUAGUGCCGUUAGGCCCUCUCGCGGUCACGAAGCGAGGGUGCCAUGUCCAGGUAUAUGUCGAGACUAAUCGAGAUCCAUCAAGGGUAUACAUUCGCUUCAUGGUCAACAAAACCCUUGGUCGACUUGAUUGCGCUGCCGAGCCCGUCUUGGUGUAUAAGAAGGCAGAAAUACAUGCAUUUACUUCAUUUGUAUUGCCAGAUACAUUGACAGGUUUAACUGGAAUUGAGUCUUCGUUGGCCAUCUUGAGUUCGGGAAUGUCCCAACCGUGGUCCCCUCUAUCACUUCUGCCCACCACUAUACUUCGCGAUAUUGCCCAACUCUCACCAAGACGUGAGUACUAUCCAGUGGAUCUCAAAGUCAUGAAGAAGGAAUACUGGGACCGACGGAUACCUGCAACGUUUCAGCGCGAGGAGUUCCGUAUUCUGGUUGGCCGAAUUAUCUCACGGUCGAAUGAGCUCGCUAUGUUCUCUUCUCGGGAAACAGAAAAACCGGAGUUGCCCCCAUCAGGCGACGCCCAUCUAAGUCUCCGCUCUCUGCGCCGGCAUCGACUCUAUGAAAGAUGUUAUAACUCGGAUUUAAAAUUUGACAAUCCGGAUGAUACGGUAUAUGAAGCCAGGCACACCCCACCGGCUUCCAGUCUGCGAUAUUCGAACGUUCUAGAGAGCACCAGCAUUCUGCGAGAUAGACCUAUGUUUAUGUCUACGGUGGAAGAUAUUGCAUUGAAUCUCUCGCAAUCUCUACAUAUUAGCGGAUACAGCCAGACGUUCGAUAAAGUAACACUGCACGAUCGACUUGACGUCGACGUACGUCACGAAUGGGGCCCCUUGGUCAACUUCGUCAGAGACGUACGAUGCCAAUAUAGGCUCAUGUUCUUCAUCGGCAUGAUAUCAUUCCGAUAUGAUGCUAAUAUGCCUUUAAUUCGAACUCUCAUAGCAUUUGCACAUUGGGACGAUCUUCGUUCCUUGACUCUCCCUAACUAUGCGGACUAUUCUAGAUUCCGACCACGCCAAACGCCCCAACUAGAUACCCUAGUCGAAAUUAUCGAGCCGCAUAAAGCGCCCGUUCCAGAUAUCUCUGGGCCGCUCGCAGAAUUUGCGAGUAGUAAGGAACAGCGAAAAGUUUCAAAUGCCAGAAAUGCUCAUAUUCGGAAAGCCAGUGCCGAUUGCAGGGAGUUGGCAGAAGCACUGAUAUUGGAAUGGCCUUCUCCAAACCUAGUAGGAAAAAAUCUUGAAGACUCGUAUCUGAUAGACGUCCCAGCUGCUCUAAAUCAAGUACGCCCUGAGUGGGAGCGAUUAUACUACAACCACGAAUUUUUUAUUCAUCUGCAGGAAGUUCAAAGUAUAUUGAACCAAAGACGCUCUGAUGUCGCAUUCAAAAGACCAGAUUUUGUCCGCUCCGAAUUCGCGUUCCCUAUCCAACAACCCGGAUAUGAGCUGCCGACGCUUGGCAACGAUAUGAUGAAGAUGUCCCUCAGGAAAAUAGGGGUGAACGGUGCCGCAAAUCGUCGCAAUUCUCAAAGAAAGUAUACUCAACUCUCGCAUCCACGUUUUGUGUCCAAGAGUAAUGUAUCACAAGAGCUGGCACAAAUUAUUGGAAUUUUCUCAUCAUCAACGUCAAUAAUCAAGAGAAAGUACGCUGAAGAUCUGAGAGAAAGUCUGGCCGCCUUUGAUGCCCGCAAUUUGCAAGAUUCGCGUAACUAUAAAAACUCAAACUCACAACCUAUCGCGGAGCGCACGGUAGCCCAACUCCAAGAGAUCGUCAAGACGUGCAUUGCAGAGAUCGUAUCAGCAGUAGAGCAACCGAACAGCGAAUUCUCGAAAAGGCAGAUAAGCUGGCUGCAGCAGGGACAACUAUGGCCUGCUAUUACACUGACGACCCUCCUAGAGCAACUUCGUUCCUCCGCAAAGCGCUCAUUUGGGGGUGGGAUGAAAGAAGGGCUCCUCUAUUUCGCAUUGUCAAUUACAAACCUACAACGACAAAUACGAAUGCAAUCGUAUCUGAGUGUCGGCGAAAACGCUCGUUAUGAUGAUGAAAAGAAGAACGUGGGUCACAGCAAUUGGAGAAUAGAGGAUUACACAGACUGGAUACUUCUGGAGAUUGAAUCAAAUUUGCUCAUUCGCGAAACUCAAGUCGACGUCGCGUUAGCGAUUAUUGCGCCAGAGUCCAAGGCCAACAGCGUCCUCCAGCUUAAUAUGGGCCAAGGUAAAACAUCGUGCAUCAUUCCAAUGGCUGCGGUAGUACUUGCGGACAACAAAAACCUCGUAAGAGUUUCCGUGCCUAAAGCCUUGCUUCAGCAGACUGCUCAGUUGCUACAUGGACGCCUCGGUGGCCUAGUCGGAAGAGAGAUUAGCCACAUACCAUUCUCUCGAAGGACCCCAACGAAAGAGAACCAAAUAAAGUUAUUCCACAGAAUUCAUCGCGAAAUCCAGAGGAAGCAAGGUGUUAUGCUUUGCCUCCCGGAACAUCAAAUGUCAUUUAUGCUAAGUGGUCUUCAGCGUGUUCUAGAUCAGCAAAUCCCCGAAGCAAGCAUGAUGAUUCGCGUACAAAAAUGGCUUCAAUCGUGCGCUCGAGAUGUGCUCGAUGAAAGCGACCAUACUUUAGCGGUAAAGACGCAACUCAUCUAUCCUUCCGGGUCACAGAUGGCAGUCGAUGGACACCCACAUCGUUGGUUGGUAGUUGAGCAAAUUCUUGGCUUAGUGGAUAUGCAUCUACAUGAUCUCUCUGCCAGUUUCCCUCAUUCUAUUGAGGUUGUAAGGCGCCCACGAGGAGGCUUUCCGUUCGUCUUUUUCCUCCGACCAGACGUAGAAGAGGAGAUGGUCAAGCGUCUCAGAUAUGACGUUUGCCAAGGCGUCAGGGGUAUAGUACCAAUUGACUCCGUUGAACAGGCAGACCGUUUGGCGAUCAAAGAAUUCCUUUCUAGCGGCAAGGUCCGCCAAUCUAGCCUAGAUCGCAUAAGUUACCUGUGUCCCGAUCGACCUCAUGUCAAACAGACUAUUUAUUUACUUCGAGGGCUGUUCGUCCAUCGAAUACUAAUCAUGGCCCUCAAGAAAAGGUACGGGGUCCAAUACGGACUCCAUCCCGAUAGAGACCCAGUUGCCGUGCCUUUUCAUGCCAAAGGCGUUCCGAGUGAGCAGUCCGAAUUUGGACACGUCGAUGUCGCUAUAUUGUUGACAGCACUAGCCUUUUAUUAUUGUGGAAUCAAUAUGCAGCAGACACGCCAGGCUUUAGAAGCCGUACUGAAAUCCGACGAUCCCGCCUCUGAGUACGACAAGUGGACUGAGGACGAAAAUUUCCCAGACUAUUUACGUGAUUGGCAUUCUAUUAACGUUGACGACUCACAGCAAAUGAGCCAAAUAUGGGGCAGUGUACGGUUCAAGGUCCCUGUCAUUGACUAUUUUAUGAACAAUUUCGUCUUUCCGCCGCAUGCAAAGCAGUUCAAGGUUCGUUUGCAAUCUAACGGCUGGGAUAUCCCACUCCCCGUGACACAAUCAGAUAAAACCACCAAGCAUACAACUUUGAAUAAGUCAAGAGGACUUACAACGGGAUUCUCUGGCACGAAUGAUAUCAAGCCUCUAUUACCAUUGACUAUCGCACAGGAUGACCUAGCCUCGCUAUCUCAUACGAAUGCAGAGGUUCUCACAUAUCUCCUCCAACCCAGAUCUAGGAAGUAUGUGGUGAUGGCCGAUCACAACCAGAAGCGUCUUAACGAGAUCGCUUUCUUACAUAUGCUAAAAAGACAUAAUAUUCGCGUUUUGAUCGAUUCAGGUGCACAGAUCCUUGAACAAUCAAAUAAGGAACUAGCCGAAAAUUGGCUCAAUGUAGAUGGACGGGCGACAGUUGUCCUAUACUUCGAAGGAGACACUCCAUACAUUCUCUCCAAGCAAGGCACGAAGGUUCCGCUACUCGCCUCGCCUUAUGCAGAUAAUCUUAACGAGGUCUUAGUAUAUCUUGACGAAGCACAUACUCGGGGGACUGACUUGAAGUUCGGCAUCCGCACUAUAGCUGCCCUAACACUAGGGUUAGGUCAGACCAAAGAUCACACUGUUCAAGCUGCGAUGCGUUUACGCCAACUCGGAACGACACAGUCUGUAGUAUUCUUUGCUCCACCAGAAGUGAAUCAGAGCAUCCGAGAUUUAUGCAACAAGAAGGAUAGUGAUAUAGUAGACUCCCAUGAUGUAAUAUAUUGGCUUAUUAACAAUACCUGCGAUGGGAUUGAACAACUGCAACCGCUUUACUAUUCCCAGGGCACAGAUUUCUGUAACCGAAUGCAGGCCGCUGAGGACUAUCCAGACUUCCUGGUUGAUGAAGAACACAGGUCAGCAUUUACAGAUGCUAUCAAACACAAGGAACGUCAGAGCCUUCAACAGCUAUACGGACCCCAAAUGAAAUCAAAAACAAACACAUCUACAAAGUCCAAUCCCAGGAUUGCCGAUUUCGUCAAAGAGCUUGAGAUACGCAGAAAAGGCUUCCAGGAUACCGGUCAGGCGGUCCAUGCUUCAGCCCUCCAAGAAGUGGAGCAGGAGCGAGAGACCGAGAUUGAAGUUGAAGCCGUCCGACAAGUUAAGAAGCCCUUAUCCUAUAUACCCCAUAAGUUCCCCGGCCUUCACAAAGACCUGGAGACAUUUGCUAGGACGGGCAGAAUUCCAGCCGGAUCGGAUAAUUUCAUUCAUAUCUUGAGGGCUCUUGCAAGAACUUCCCUCGGGCGAAAGUACAAGGUCAACCAUGCUGUUAGCUCUUCCAUGCUAUUCGUAUCAAGCGAAUUUGAACGAACUGUGAAGUUAGUCAUUGAGUCGACCAAUGACAAUUUUAUGCGUCCCGUGCAGUGGAUACUUUACUCGCAUUCCCCUGAAGCGGCCGUCGUCGUGACCCCUGAGGAAGCCGAGCUCAUAAUCGAAAUCCUCCAGGAAACCGUAAGAAAAAACCGAGCCAGCGCGACACGACUCCUGACAUACGCAGCACCUGUCACACGACGAAUGUUGCAUUUCAACAAUCUGAGGUUUUAUAGCAUGCCUCCUCUUCCCGAUGAGUGGCAACCUGCUGAGUGGUUUACUACUGAGUUGGGCCUCUUCGCGGGAAGGCUAUAUUUCGAGUGGUCCGAGUAUGACAGCAUCUGCAGAAUUCUCGGUAUCGAUUCAUCCGCAUUAGGGGUAGAGGAAUUUGAUAGUUCUGAGGCUGAAACUAAUGAACAAUACACGGAAUCUGUCACUGGCGGACGCGCGGAUGCGACUCUCGAUCGGGCAAAUGGAGUACAGGAUGCCCAUAACAAUCGCGUGGGGGGCGCGCGACGUCCUAGCCAGAAAUUUUGCGGCCUCACACCAAAGCCAUACACGUUCGUACAGGAGUACUUGGCAGUUCGCAGACGCGGCCAGGACUUUACUCAUACCCCUAUGGGAUUUAUAUGCAGUGGAAAGCCAUUGAGCCAAGACAGCGCCUUCUUCCGACGUAUCGAAGCAUCCCGACGGGUCCAGGGCCUUAUGCCUACUGGUGCUGUUCAUACCGAUAACGUCGAAGACGAAGCACCCGAGGAGAUGAUGGAUCUAGGAAACUAUGAUCCUUCGGCGGAAGUUGGGGAUGACGAGGAUCAUGUCUCCAUUGAGUAUGACGAAUCCGAAAUGCACCGAGCAUCCGAGGAGUCCAUCGAUUCUGACGACGAGGCUCAGUCUACCGAAGCCCACUCCUCAGGCGUCGGUCGUAGACGACAGGCCGGUAGGGGAAUUAGAGUUGGUAGGGGAACCAGAGGUGGUAGAGGGAGGUAAAGGCGAUAUGCGCCUAUGUUGGAGUAACUCCUAUAGGAUCUUGCUCACUUCUCGUUUGCUCUUCUUUUCUUUUUUCCUUUCUUUUACGUAUCUCGAUCAGGUGUAAGGAAGUUUCGGCUCCAUGUAAAAAGCUAUAAAUAAAUUGUUUCUUUUUUGAUAUUUGCAAAGCCACUUCAGCUGGCUGGCUGUGUUUGGGACCUGUGACCAAGAUCAUUAAGCUUACAUAAUUGCUAAAGCCAACAAGGAGGCCUCUACGGUCAGAUAUUU
This is a messenger RNA of Hypoxylon trugodes, 10624 nucleotides long. RefSeq lists its product as uncharacterized. Lineage: Eukaryota; Fungi; Ascomycota; Sordariomycetes; Xylariales; Hypoxylaceae. The transcript has 12 exons. The record is from RefSeq and is a predicted model, not a curated record. Bases 521 to 10357 code for a protein of 3278 amino acids.